AUGAAAAUGGAGGAGAUGUCUCUGUCCAGCAUGGACAACAGUAAGAUGGAGGGAAUUGCACAGGAGAUCCUGUCAGACUUGGUGGAAGACGCAUGUUUAGGUCUGUGUUUUGAGGUACACAGGGCUGUCAAGCAGGGCUACUUCUUCCUCGAUGACACAGACCAGGAGAGUAUGAAGGACUUUGAAAUUGUGGACCAACCGGGGGUGGAUAUAUUUGGGCAAGUCUACAACCAGUGGAAAAACAAAGAGUGCGUAUGUCCAAACUGUAGCCGGAGCAUUGCCGCGUCUCGCUUCGCUCCUCACCUGGAGAAGUGCCUGGGAAUGGGCAGGAACAGCAGCCGCAUCGCCAACCGCAGAAUAGCCAGUGGAAACAACACAAACAAAUCUGAGAGUGACCAGGAGGACAAUGACGACGUCAAUGACAAUGACUGGUCCUAUGGGGCAGAAAAGAAAGCCAAGAAGAGAAAGUCAGAUAAGAACCCAAAUUCACCAAGAAGAUCCAAAUCAUUAAAACAUAAAAAUGCUUUGUUGGGUCCCAAACGACGUGUAGAGAACCAGGAGAGUCCAUGUGUGUUGCUAAGAGACGAGGCGUUUCCACAGUAA
This is a messenger RNA of Chanos chanos (milkfish), 603 nucleotides long. It is a transcript of the gene atxn7l3b, whose product is annotated as ataxin 7 like 3b. Gene Ontology annotation, biological process: positive regulation of DNA-templated transcription; regulation of transcription by RNA polymerase II. Gene Ontology annotation, cellular component: SAGA complex; DUBm complex. The coding region runs from base 1 to 603 and encodes 200 amino acids. Gene Ontology annotation, molecular function: transcription coactivator activity. The transcript is spliced from 7 exons. NCBI's taxonomy places the organism in Eukaryota, Metazoa, Chordata, Actinopteri, Gonorynchiformes, Chanidae. The record is from RefSeq and is a predicted model, not a curated record.